GAGCUCCCAACCCAAACAAAAAUUUGAACUUGAAAAUUAUAAAACCUCCAUUUGUCCCAGUGUUUAAAAGAAGAUGCUGCUUUUUGUGACCAACCAUCCAUGUUGAUAUACUAUUUCAAUUAAAUGGUAGGCUACAGACCAGAAGAGUAUGAACUAUCAUCAAGAGAGUAUGCAGCUGUUGGUGCUUUCUCUGGAUUGGUAGCCAGGGUUGUCUGCCAACCAUUUGAUGUUCUGAAAAUAAGAUUCCAGCUUCAAGUUGAACCUGUACGCAAACCAACAAAUACAACAUUUUCUAAGUAUUGGGGAAUCCGACAAGCAUUCCAGUCUAUUAUUAAAGAAGAAGGAGUAACUGCUUUGUGGAAGGGGCAUGUUCCAGCACAGAUAUUGUCUGUUACAUAUGGUCUAGCUCAGUUUGCAUCAUUUGAGUUGCUGACCUCUGUAGCCUGGAGAUUGUGUCCACAUGAGUUGACCACGAAGCAUCGUCCAAUAGUCCACACUGUUUGUGGAGGUCUAGCAGGAUGUAUAGGUAUUACUGUAGCACAACCAAUGGAUGUACUAAGGACUAGAUUCGUUGCUCAGGGGAAUGACAAGAUAUAUUCCUCAUUAUAUUCAGGAAUUCAAACCAUGAUCAAAGAAGAGGGUUUCCUAGCUUUUUACAAAGGACUUGGUGCUGCUGUUGCACAAAUUGGACCACAGAUGGGUCUACAGUUUGGAUUCUUUGCUUUAUUCACAAGAAUGUGGAGACAAUGGUUUGAAAAUCCCAAUCGUAAGAGGGCAGGUGUAUCAGAAGUCUUAGUAUGUGGAUCCAGUGCAGGAGCGAUUGCAAAAACAUUAAUCUACCCUCUGGACGUCAUUAAGAAGAGGUUAGAAAUACAGGGUUUUGAGAAAGCCCGGAAAGGUUUUGGUGCAGUUAGACAUUAUAAUGGACUUUGGCACUGUAUGAUUACAAUAAUGAAGGAAGAGGGAAGUGUCAAAGGUCUAUAUAAAGGACUUUCUCCAGGGUUGAUAAAAGGUGGAUUGGCAGCUGGUGCUAACUUUUUAGUUUAUGACCACGUUUGUUACUUGUUAAGAAAAUAUCAUUCUUCUUGACAAAAUAGUUAGGUAGGUUAUGAUUUUAGACAGUGUUCUUUUCUGUAUUUGUUAGGUAGGUUAUGAUUUUAGACAGUGUUCUUUUCUGUAUUUGUUAGGUAGGUUAUGAUUUUAGACAGUGUUCUUUUCUGUAUUUGUUAGGUAGGUUAUGAUUUUAGACAGUGUUCUUUUCUGUAUUUGUUAGGUAGGUUAUGAUUUUAGACAGUGUUCUUUUCUGUAUUUAGGCAAUCUCAUUUUAUUGUAAAUCUCAAUUUCAUAGAAAAGCACCAGAUAUUUUGUUUUAUAUUGUCAUUGGUUUUUUUGUUUGUUAUUAAACUAAUGAAAUAAUUAGA
Mytilus californianus (California mussel) is the source of this 1421-nucleotide messenger RNA. Its product is annotated as mitochondrial thiamine pyrophosphate carrier-like. The coding region runs from base 124 to 1089 and encodes 321 amino acids. Gene Ontology annotation, molecular function: thiamine transmembrane transporter activity. Gene Ontology annotation, biological process: thiamine pyrophosphate transmembrane transport. Gene Ontology annotation, cellular component: mitochondrial inner membrane. The record is from RefSeq and is a predicted model, not a curated record. Lineage: Eukaryota; Metazoa; Mollusca; Bivalvia; Mytilida; Mytilidae. The transcript has 6 exons.